UCUCUUUUGAUUACGUGUGAGUUGUACGCGUGAUUCGCAGUCAGCGUGUUUUUUUUUUUUUUUAACAAUUGGUGCUCCGUUGUUUCAUCGAGUUAGAGAAGUUUUCCGAAGGACCGGCUCGGCUCGGCCCGUUGGCUGUGGUUCGGUCGAAGCACAGGGGUCCAAUUAGAGGGAGACACACGGCGACUUCCGUUCUGAGACGGUCGACUUCGCGAAAGUGGAGCGGCUACGCGGGAUCCGGUUUCGGAAGGACGGAAAAAUAUGAGCAUCUCGUAAAGUCGGUUAAAGUGCAGCUUCAGACACCUUCAGAAGGGGUAUACCAUGGAGACCGAAGAACUCACUAGGCUCGUAGAUGAGAUCUACAAGAACAUCUUGGAUAAGUUCAAUCCAGGCGCGAGGCAGCUGAUCAACGCCGGCAAGGCAUAUUUGAAGGCCCUUCACGGUGCCGCAGCCGCAUCCCGCGUCUACGUGGACGCAUUGUCUCGAUUAGCACGCCAGGCGCAACUGGGGACGUGGGGUGGUUCCAAGGAUGUCGGAUUCGCGCUGAUGAGGAUCGUCGAGGUCUACAAGGAGAUCCAGGAGCAGGAAAUGAAUAUCUUGAAGGCGUUCUACGUCGACCUACUGGUCCCACUCGAGACGAACCUGGAAAAAGACACCAAGGUCGUUCAGAGCGAGCAGAAGAAGUUUCUUCAGCAGCACAAGACCAGAUCCGAAACGUACAGUAAAGCAGCAGCAACGAUGAAGAAGCAGCGAAAAAAGUCGAGGGGUGCUAGCAAGAGUGGACUCGCCAUGGACAAAGAGCUGAAGAAUAUGCAGAUUCUUGAGGAGGAGAAGUCCAAGCUGGACGCGUUUUGUGAGCAGAGCUUGAAGAACGCGAUGACACAGGAACGAAGGAGGUACGGCUUUGUUCUCGAGCGACAAUGCUCCUUGGCGAAACAUUAUGCGAGUUUUCAUGAGGUCGCGUUAGCUGCUCUUCAUCCCUCGGUUGAUAAGUGGCGCGAGGUGGCUGCUACCAGGGAAUACUUACCCCAAUCCGUGGAAGAUAUGUUCGCCUCAAGACUUAGGCAAGUUUCAUUUUGGCCAGAAGACGAAGAAAAUGGCGGCUCAGAGCUUACGAUGAGCUCACAAUUGAGGAAGACCAGAAGCAUGGACAGCUCUUGCUUGGAGCUUCGACCUGGACCACCAUCCGGAAACGUGUCGAGCACCACUUAUCAAGGUCCCUCUUCGCACCUAUCAACUGCUCUGUCUAGAGCAAGGUCGGAGGCCAACCUACAUGCUUCAACGUUAUCUUUAGACCCGGAGGUUCCGGAAACCCCACCAAGGCCGAGGUCUAUGGCGCCGCCAGUAUCACGCAACAGCGGCAGCGGAGGCGGGGGCGGCAGUGGUACAGGGGUGAGUUCUGGUGGUUGGGGGGAUGCAUCCCUCGCGAGGGCUCUCUUUGCCUAUUUGAGCUCCGGGGAAAAUCAGCUGAGUUUCCUGGAGGGCGAUCUCAUCGCGCUGAUGGGAGAUCGCCAAAAGGGCUGGCAGUUUGGGGAGAAUCUCCGCACGCAGAGCUCCGGUUGGUUCCCGCUGGCGUACACAGAAAUUAUUCCCGACGAUACUCUUGGAUCGCCGAGUCACGGAACAAAUAAUGGACGGGCAACGGAGCCGCAGGCAGGUCCACCCUGCAAGCCUCCACCCUCUCGGCCACCAGUGGCACCGAGCAACAUGGAUGAAAUGUCGAGUGGUUUCCACGGAGUAGGAAACAACACCGUCAACAACAACAGCGGUACCCCUACUAAUGUACCGAACAGUAACAGUUCUCACAAUCUGGCAACACCUACUGCACGCCAGUCGAAAUCGAUCCGUCCAUCGGGCACGUUGCCCACCGUUUUGGCCGGUGGCCGCAGGAUACAACCACCCGCACCGCCAGUCCCGCCACCUCAGGUGGUGACGUCCCUUCACAGCAGCAACGACAGUGGUUUCUCAAACGAGCCACCGGCGCAACCCGACAUCGACUACAGCGACGACGAGGCAAAGAGACAACGCCGAAGAAAGCCGCGCGCCGAUAGAAUCGCCGAGGCCGCGAAGCAACAGCAGAAGGACGAGAAAUCCAAGGACUGGGAGAACGACUCCUGGAAGACGAUACCCAGGGACGAGAAAAGCUGGCACCUCUACAGAACCGCGAUGGACCUGUGGGCUGAGUCGAACGUCAAUCAGAGCAACGAGAACGGAGGGUACAACACGAAUCGCCACUACGACAGUCAGGAUCGCAAGAACGAGAGGGACUACUCGGAUCGUGGGACAAUGGAGAACGGACAGACGCGGAAGUCCGUGAAGAAGUCGCAGGAGAAGACCCAGAAGAACGAGUACGAUAAUCGUAACCGUAACAGUGCCAAUCGCAAGAACAAGAUGACCAACGAGGAUCAGUCGAGGACCAAUUCCAGAAGGAACAACGAGCAGGAGCAGGAUCGCCGCGAGACGAAAAGAUCCAAGGAGCCCGUGGAGACUGAGGAGGACGAGAUAGAGCUGGAAGAAGAGGAGGAGGAGGACAGUUAUAGCACCAGGAUGGAUUACCAGAAGUACGAUGGGAAAAAGUAUUACGGGGAUAGACCAGACGGCCAAGAGAGGAAUUCUAGACGUAACUAUCACCCUGUGGAACAGGAGGAGCCGAAAUACGAGAACGAGAAGACUUCUUCCGCCUCGUCCUCGGGCACAGACGACGAGAGCACCAUCACCAUCCCGGAAACUGGCAGGAAAGUGGAGCACAUCGCGCAGAAACUGGAGCAAACCGCCCAGAAGUACGCCAGGGAGCACAGCCCGCCGAAAUUCAUCGAGCGGAGGAACGACUACAGGAGUCUCGAGCGCAGGGAGGAGAAACAACCGCCGCCUCCCUACGAGAGGUACAACGACGAGAGAGGUCGUGGACCGCAGAGAUUCGAGCGUGAGAGGGAUCGUUACUUCGAGAAGUCGCCCCCAUCGUCGCAAAAGACUUCUACUUACGAAAGAGAGAGGACUUUCGAAAAGAAUCCCGACAGAAAUAGGAACAUCGAGCGAGCGUCGAGUCGACGCUUCGAGAGACCUAGGCCACCCUCCGAGGAAGCGCCAGAGAGACCUACGGAACCAAGGCAUGCUUACAGGGAACGCAGGUACUCCGAUAAAGAGGAAGCUAUUUACGGGGAGACAAGGUUCGUUCGCGAGGUGUCCGUGGACAAGGAGCGAGGCUACGAGUCCAACUUUGAAACGAAACUGGAGAGGACCAAGGUGAUAGAGAGGCACGGUUAUCAAAACGUGAUCGCGCAGAACAGUCUUCAGAAGUUCAGGAACGGGCCUCAGAGUCUCGAGAAGAACGACACGAAUAACAACACCCUGAAAGACGAGAACACGAAACCUUUGCUGCCUAGGCAGACGACUGCUGUUGGCCAUCUGAUACAAACAGGUAGGGCCUUCGAUGUAGACUCGAAGAGUCCGAAGUUAGUGAAGAGGACGAAGUCGUUCUGGAGGUUCAGGAGGGAUUCCGAUGUCCUGGAGGGCAUGGCGCUCUGGCAGCACAGGUCUCUUGUUGAUAUCCCGAAGAUGAUUAAGAAAGAGGUGAAGGAAGGCAAUGGUAAUUCUACGGAGACGAAGAAGCAGAGUCCUGAGGGCAGUCCCACUUCUCGUCAGAGUAUCGAGACCAGGAACAGUGAUACCACCAUCACAAACGAGACCAGGCAAGACGAACCCAAGCCUGCAGAGAGGAUCCACGUGCCAGAGAAAUCUGACUACUUCGAAGACUUUCCAACUCCCGCCGAAAGACCCAAGGCUGUUGAGAGGUCCGAGUAUCGGAUGCAUCAAGAGGAGAGGUCCUAUUUCAUGGGGAACGUCUCGCGGAAAGCCAUCAUCGAGAAGGAGCGGAAGCGUAGCAUGGAGGCCAAGCGGAACAUGAUUGUCGCAGAGUUGAAGGAGAAUAACGAAGCUAAAAGAAACGAGAGGAGAAAAAAGUACACGGACGAUGAGGACGGUUUGACUCAGAACUUCAGCGAGACCGAGGCGUCCGACGAAGAGUCUACGUACAGCUGCAUCGUCGUCAAGGAUCAAACUGUCUCCGAGAAGACUCUUCUACCAAGGACCAAGCUCCGAAGGGACUCCGAUAGGGAGAGGGAUAAGAACAUGUGUGGACCUUGGUACGAUCUCUGGGGAGUGGACGCCUCGGUGAAUAAAAAGAAGAAGAAGAAGCAGCAGUAAAUCUUUAAAGAAAUUAUCAUGUAUUCUCUGUUUUGUUCGUUCGAGUAUCGGAGGCCAGGUCGAGGCCUCCUCGGUCUCCCGGUGAAUUAUAAUUAUAAUCAUAAUUAUAAUUAAUUCGAUGAAUUUAUCGAACUCGGGGAGACGCUUGCCUCUGGGCUCGAUGAAUCCGAAGCUAACGUGACAAUUGAAACGCGAAACCGUUUUAUGAUUUCGUCCUUGAGAUUUUGUUUUUAUCGUUGAGUUACAUUCCAAUUCGAUCGUCAUCAUGCGUACCUAAUCAUUUCGCACCUCGAAUGACCACGAGUCUCUCAUGUAAUGCUUCCCAUUGCUUGAUCUUUUUUUUUUUUUUAGAGCGUCCUCUCUUGUCUUACUUGUAAGUUUAGUCACCGUUUGCCACGUUUUGCGCUUUCGUCGACGCUCGUUUAGAAACCACAUCGACGCGUUGACGUUAAGCGAGCGCAUGGAGCGAAUCAGAAUGAGACCACGUCGACGUGUGGCUUGUAUGGCGACGGUGAAAACAACGUUAUGGAUGGUGAUUCAAUCAUAACUCUUGUUGGAACCGUCGUUGCAGGAUACUGUUGUAAUUCGUUGAUACCUGGAUUGCUUCUGUAUACUGGCACGUAUUAUGUCGUAGUCGUUUUAUAAAUGUUUGUUUUUUGCUGGCAUAUCACCCUGGCAACCAUUUUGCACGAGUGUGUUGAACAAAGUGUUCAAUGUUUUCUUAUAUGUUAAAUUAGAGAGGAGAACUGUUAGAGAAGAUCUAAGAAUGAAAAGGCAGUUGACUCCAUUGAUGACAUUUGCUUGUGAAAAUUCGUUGUAGCCUCUGCAAGCACUAUUUUUAUUUGAAUAAUGAGUUUUGAAGAACAUCAGGUAUAAAAUGAAAUGAAAUUGCUAAUAAAUUGCUUUUAUGAUGACGUUGGCUUGGGUGGCUGUAUCGACAAUACUCUUAUGGUAGUGUAAUAAAAUAAACAGAAAGAAUUUUUAAGCGAAGCUAAUUUUUAUGUUUGCACGCAGAAGAAAACAUAAUUAAAUUUGUAACGGAACAUGUAGCAGAUUGUGAUUACACAAAAGCGUAAAUAUGUUCUUUCAUUUUCCGUCUUUUCAUUCAUAAAUACAAAUAUUUCAUAUGCACGUGAAACCGAACUUUUUUCUGCCUUUAUUCGAGAAUUUUGUAUUCAUGUUCAACGUUUAAAUGAAAUUCUUGCAUUUAUAUUGAUCAUCCGCCUCGCGCCGUAAACACAGAUAUGCUUUCAACUUGCAUUUUAAAAUUUGUUUCUGACGCAUAUUCUUGUAUUACUUCCCCCUAGCACAUUUAAUUUGAUAUCUACAUGAAUUACCUCUUUGGUAGAUGUUUUUAUAAUUUUUCAUGAACAUAAAAUAUUACUAGAUCUGUGCAUGCACAUGUCUAUCAUUUUGAGAUAUUUGUCCAACAAAUUUUAAUACAAAUUCAGCUUGCAGAGACUACCACCAAUUUUUAUAAUUUCAUUCGGAAUUACUUCCUUAAUAUAACCCUAGAUGUUCGGUACAUCUAAAAAAUUCUUCAAAAUCUACGAAUCUUCGCACGUUUAACUACAGUUUAACAAAUAUUUAACAGUUUUUAUUAAUGAUUUAUAUGAACUUCAUAGAGAAUAAAGUAGCGAGAAAUGUUCUUUCUCAUUUACGCUCCAAUAAUUCCCGAAUCAAACGGCGCGAAGAAAUGCGUCAGAAGCAGGUAUACACGCAUCGAUGAUUCAAAUUAACGUGUCAUUAGCUACGAGUGCCGCACACCAAUACCUAACGAGUGGGGAAAAUACUUUGCCACGUCAAACAAGAACGACAGUGUAAACCUGUUUCUGUGUGAACGAUCUAAACGCGAAAUAUAAUGCGCAAACAUUCACUCGCUAAUCGUGUAAAUUGGUUUCCGGUGUUGUUUGUUGGCAUGGCUGGUUCAUUUGAAUAUAUUGUACGUAGAUGUCAUGAAAAGUUUAAUUCCGUUCCCACGGUGUUCCAUAGCGAUACGCUAAAACCUUGUUUAUCGAGUCGCGUUUAAUAUUUGGCAACGCUUAUUCGCCCGCAAGUAAAUGGCCGUUAUCGUGUUACCGUUUUUAAGCGGUGUUCGAGUUUUUCUCGUUAUAAACUUCGUUAAAUACUUUCACAUUUAUUUAUUUGUUUUGUUCUCUUUCCCUCUCCCGAGGAAUUCAUUCGCGAUGCCCGCGUGUCUCGUUUUAUUAUAUUUUCUCGCGGCCAUUUGGUAAAAUUUGAACGCUAACGAGCAUUUCGUUUCCGACCAGUAUACGUACGAAUUUACCGUUUUAUUUGCGUUUACUUCUGCCAAUGUUUGAACGACUGUUAUACAUAGUUGUUUGUGUUUUUCGCGAUGUAUGGCGCAAGUUCGCGAUAGCAGGUUCGUAGGUCUCGCGCACACUUAACCGGUUUCGUUUUGCGACCGUAAUGUAGAGCCGCGCGAAAUAAUAGGGGCAGUAUUUUUUAUACUCUACGUUUGGAAACGAAGUGGCGGUUUGAAGUUAGGUUGAAAUUCUUCGAAUUGUUUUCUGUUCGAUUAUUCUAUGGAUGUAAGUGUUUGAGUAUUUAAGUACAUGAAAAUUAUUAUUUGAAUAUUAUUAUUCACUUAUUGAAUUAGUGAAUAAUAUUAUUCGUUAUUGUUCAUACACAGUUUGAAUUAUUUAUUAAAUCAAAUAUCUAGAUUCUGGAUAUUUGAUCGAUUUUAUAAAAUAUUCCAAUGUAUGAACAGAAAAUAUUCGACAAGAAAUCUCAGCCCUAAUAUAAAAUCGUUACAAAGAUUAAGUUUUUGAGAAGUCAUUUGUAAUGAUUCAAGGGGUUGAAUAAGUCCCACACAAUUUUUUCUCUGUCCCUCGAAUAAUGUUAUCAAUUAUUGUCCUUUUUAGCGAAUAAACAAAAUUCUUUCCUGAUUAACCUCUUGAAUUAUUACAUUUUAACGCGAUGAACAUUAUAAAACAUAGCAGUAGAGAAAUAACAAGAAAUUUCAGUUUGGUUCAUUGCAUUAAAUUCCCGUCACCGUUCCGUUCUUCUAGGGCAAACAUAUUCGCAACAGUAAAGCUGCGCAAAACGAAGACGAACGAUCGCUCGGCGCCGGCGUUGUCAUGAGAUAAGCUCUUCAUCUAGAUUACUUUCCUCGUGUGAUGUUAGAUGUACCGACAAAGAGGGUGUCUCUCCGUUCGAGAGACAACAGUUCCUUUCAUGCAAAAGCUUCCGAAGCGAGUGCUUCAGGGAUCUUCUUCACACGGCGUGGAUGUCCGUCCAGCGAACACGUCUGACUUUAAUCCUCUAUGACUACUCUGUCCAAAGAGUGUAGACAAAGAGUCGUCUACACGGCGCGAGCGAAGUCUGCUUCAUUCUGAGAAUUCUACGUCCCCGCGGCGCAUUAUCGAGGAAACCUUAGCUUCGAAUCGAGACUGUCUCACGAUCCGUCGAUGUAGCAAUGAAAGAUAAGUGGAAUUUUUAGGGACCAUUUCGCAAUCGGUGACUACGCGUGAGGUUUCACGUUCACUUGCGAUUUUUGACACGUUUUUUAGCCGUCAUAGAGGAUUGAAGAAUAGUCCUCGAAACGAAGGACCAUAAACAUGUCUGCUUCGUCCAGGUAAGGCAUUGGCAAAUCAUAUCUUCUCCAUUUUCUUUCCGAUGGUAUUCUACUUUAGGAGACGAUUAUUGAUCUCCCACGCGAGUGUUUUUGUUUCUUUUUAUAUUGAGAAUUAUUUCAUUCCGCUUAGACGAGGGGUGCGAACAUUCUACGUUUUAGUUUUCUGUUGAAUUUCGUUUGAAAAUUUCAUUCUUUUGGUAGUAUUACUCUUAUUAGAGACGAUUUCUUAACCCUUAAAGUGGCUGUAAAACCAAUACUGUUAUAGUAGGGGAGUGUAAGUUAUUUUCUAGAAUAGUUCUCCUCUUCCUUCCCUCAGGAAUAUCUUCUUGCGCACCGUAAUUGCCGCAGUGACGCUCUCAGAAAUUCCUUAUUUCAGGUCUCUUAGAUAAUUGCUUCGAUUUAGUUGUCCCUGUAUUUAUUAGAGUGUCCAAGAAAAUAUUGCUAUUUUGUGUGUCCUGAAAAUGUGGACAAUUAAUUAAAGAAUAUUGAACUAUUAGAAAGAGUGAAGGGUGUAAUAUUAUCUGGGACACCCCAAGAGCAAAUUCUGAUUCCUACAAAUUCCUCGUCCUCGUAGUCAUCGAUAACACUUUAAUUUCUUUCUCUUUGAGCUCGAAGCUUCGGCUCCAUCCCCUAGAUCUGCUCGAAGUGUUCGAGCAUUUCAGAUUCAAUCGGUUACUUGCUCUUGUGAUUUUAUUUCUUCCAACGUCGCACGAUCCGCAUACAAUCCGUUAUUUUUAUCGAACUUUCGAUACACUCGCGCCUCGAACGACAGUUUAUUUCCGGCUAAGUUAAUCCAUGAGCCGUUUCCUCUCCUUCGACGACUUCGUGUCGCGCCAUCACGAAAUGAAACUUUCAUUCGAGACGUCGUAAAGCUGCUUUACGCUCCCGCUCACGAGUUAGGGCUCAUAAAAUUUCACUUCUCAUUUUUUCCCCUUUCGUCGACGGGAUGUUCUCUGGCACCCCGUGCUUCCGCGUCGCGACACCUUUUCCACGACUGUCGUCGAUUCUUAGACCUGUUCGUCCGUGAAUAAAAUUAAUUAUUUCCGGAUACGUAUCGCUCGGGUUUCCAUAAUAAAAAUAUCCCAAGUCCUUCGUGGUUCUUUCAAUUUAACUUUUUGACCUUAAUAUUUUGUUGUUAGUUUGUUGAGUUACUGGAUUGGCACAUGAAUUGGUUUGUUUUUUUUUUCAAUCGAAACUUAACAAAAUCAAGUGUAAUUUAUAUAAAUAUAAAAUCAAAUAGAAAUAUCACUGUGAUAAUAAUGCAUCGAAAUAGGAAAAGCAUUGUGGACAGCCGACCAACAUAUUCCACGUUUAGGUGAAAUACUAAAGUCGAAAACGUUAGGAUAAACGCUUGGGAGGGCCAUGAAAGGCCUUGGACGUGAAAAUAAACCUCAAAGAAAGAGGGACAAAGCAGUCCUGGGGUUUUCCUUCCCUGAUGUGGAUCGUGCGUUGUUUCCACGCGGAAAACGUUGCUUUCCAGUUCGUGAGUUUUGUUAACUCGACGACGUGCUUCGUUUCCUGUUCCUACUUCCUCACUUCCGUUCCGUUGGUGACGCACUUUGUCGUGAAACGACAUGCGCCCGUCAUAGUGUGUUUCUUUAGCGGAGAGCUGAAGAGAAUGUCCCUGGAUUGAAUUCAAUUUUAUUUCCUAGAAUUAUGUAAUCAUAAGAUGAUACACAUCGUGUGAAUCCUUUUCAAGGGAAAGACUCAACGUUUUUAAAUAGUUCAAAGAAGUUGUGGGAAUGAGCUUCGUCUCAACCUGACGGACAGUACUAAAUAUGCAAUUAUAUUAUUUAAAGUUUAUUUGUUACGUCUACAAUUUUUUACACGUAGCAACAUAUUGCUGCAAUUGACCAUCCUAUAAAAGUUAAUUGAAAUCUAAAGUGAACAGCGGUUCCCUUGCCAGAGGCAUUCUUCAUACCUGUCCGCAUUAUGCGUUUUUGAUUUCGUUAUAUUCGAGAGCGAGCGUUCGAGUAUUUGCGGUGAACAACCUGCCGAGAAAACGAUGAAGAUCAUAAAAUAUAAAUUGUUAGAAAGACAAAGUUCUUUAGUAACAAGGAAAGUUUCCAUACUCCCAGGUUCUUCAACUGGGAAUCUCAAGAAAAAAUUUCAAUUUACAGUUUCCAGUCUUCGAGGCUGUUGUUUAUUAUUUUGUUUUGGUCAAGAAUAUCUUUAGUUAUGCAUGCUUGCAUCUUUAAAGAAAUUCAAUACGAUUUUAUACACUUUUGAGGAUAGAUCGUCGUCAAUAGGACUUGAUUUUCACAGAAAAAAUUCACACUGCCGUCGCAGCUCAAUGUGCGUUUACAUCGUCCUUCAGAAAUGGGGAAAAUUUUAUUCUUAUAAUGACUGACGAAUAAAAAUAACAUAUUGCAACUUUUGGUUAUUUGAUGCUCACGUAAAGAUAUAAAUUUUCCCCGUCUCUUCAGCCACGCCAUUUGUCAAACGAGAUUAAAAUUUCGAGAAUUUUAUUCGUUAGAUCUCUAAGACAAUUUUGUACCGCAAAGAAAAUCUGCGUCAUUUUGUACUUUGAAGAUUGUUGGUCCUCGAACCAUCGUUUUUAGAUUGAUAAGAAAAUUGUAAUGUUUUGUAAUAUAAAAAUUAUAUCCACUGCUUUGACAUUUCUACCAUUAAAAUUUUAUAGAGAUCAGCCUAGAAGUUGCUUUUUGCUUUCUCGAAAAGCUCUCGUCACUUUCUUACCAAUCUAAUACACUUUCUCGCUAUGGCAUCCGGAUCAAUUGCGUGGAUGUUAUUAAAACAGAAAACUGCCAGACAUAUGUAAACAAAGAAUGUCAUCUUCACGAAUAAUAGGGACCCGAAGAUAUCGUUCCCUUUCGAUGAUGAAUUUUUACUGCGAACGUUUUUAGCGAUUACUGCCAGGCAUUCCAGCGCACCUCGAUCCCCGCGACUCUUCCGAGGCAUCGAAAGGCUUCCAUCAACGAAGUACGAUAGUCGUAAAACAUCGAUCAACCCAGUAAGCAGUUAGGUAUAUUGGCGCUCCAGCAAUGGGACAUUCGAGCGACAAUUAGUCUCACGGUCAUUCCUAGGCGUCUGAAUUCCAGACGGUCGCGUAAUUGUAAAUAAUAAAUCAUACUUCCUCGGACACACGUAUUACCGUUCUUCCACUUUGACAUGUAUUACUACACACUGACACGACAACACAGAGGCGUGCAGAUAGGACAGGGACCACCAAAUGAGCUUGGAACGCACUUCGUGGAGAAAAUGAACGUUUUCAGGAAAAAAAGACGUAUUUCUUCUCAAACGUUUGUUAAUAUAGGUAGGCGUUCGUCAUUUAUCAUUUAUUAACGCAUUGACUACCACGUCUUGUGUAUGUGUGGUAAGUGACACUGAUGUUUUGAUACUCACCUCCUUUUUUAAAAUUAUGCGAAAAUUUAGUGGGUCAAUGGUAAUUCAAGAAAUUUUGCUUGUAAUCGAUGUGAAUUUUAAUGAAUCUCAUAACAUACGAAUAUCCAAUUGAUUUGUGAAAACAAAAGUUCAUUCAAUUAUUCAAUUUAAAUUUUUUAGUUACCAUUGUUUUAUAAUUGUACUGCAAUCAAUGUGAAUUGAUUACAAGCAAAAUGUGUUGCUUGUAAAAGUAUUUACAAGGUAUUAUUCUUAAUAUUAUUGGAAAUUGUACUUUCUUGAAAAUAUAAAUAACGAAAACAUUCGGAGCACAUGAAUUAAUGGAAAUACGUGGGUGCACGGAUCGCAUGGAAUGCACUCGGUGCAAAAUUUCCUCCUCGGUAUGCACGAUUCCAGUGCUCAUUUUGGCGAUCCCCGGUGUAAAUUACAUACCUUCAGAAGGAAAUAUGAAAAUAGUUAAAAAAAAGUAAAGGGUUUAGGGCAAUUUCUUUUGUAAGUGCAUUAGAUAAGCGAUGUGCGCAUACGAGCGAGUCCAGAAACGAAGAUGUUAAUAUACUAUAAAUAUACAUAUUAUAUCGGUGAGCGUACCGGAAGUAGAAAGGAUAGUAACGAAGCCAGCUCGUUUCGCGAUGGGAAUUCUUACGUGGUCGAAUUUUCGGAUCGAUGGAACGUGACGGAUUUCGACUGCCGCUUUCGGUGGCUCUUUAUGGGUAGUCUAGGGAAAACGAAAUGAUGAAAUUGUUGUAAGAAGAACCAUGUAUACAUGCAUAUACGUUAUAUAUAUAUAUUAUUGUUAUUAUAUUAACGUUUUUUGUGCA
Hylaeus volcanicus is the source of this 11979-nucleotide messenger RNA. RefSeq names its product zinc finger CCCH domain-containing protein 13 (gene IRSp53). The transcript has 14 exons. The record is from RefSeq and is a predicted model, not a curated record. Gene Ontology annotation, biological process: actin crosslink formation; positive regulation of actin filament polymerization; plasma membrane organization. Lineage: Eukaryota; Metazoa; Arthropoda; Insecta; Hymenoptera; Colletidae. Gene Ontology annotation, cellular component: cytosol; nucleoplasm. The coding region runs from base 322 to 4203 and encodes 1293 amino acids. Gene Ontology annotation, molecular function: protein binding.